AUUAGGAUUGUUCAUGCAGAGGGAGGACCUAUCAGUAGCUGUGUUUGGAAGACGUAUAUGCAACUGUGAAGAAUAUCGACCGGAUCUUCAAUUGGGAAUAAGUGUGCUAGCUGCGUUUUGAUAGUUUGAAGUCUGCUCAAGACUCUUGCUUGUACUAUUUAUUCUAACUAUAUAAAUCCGCUACACUACGAUCCUUCAAUUUAACUUCAUAUAAUUCAUACACGCGUGCCAUCCUUUCCAGUAGAUUCGUAAUACAAUAGACACAUUAUCUAGUAGUCAAUAUAGGACUCACAAAUACGCCAUCCAUCAAUCAUUAAUAAUGAACGACCCAAUGGAGAGCCCUGAGCUCAGGCUUCCGCCGACAGCCAGCGCUGUUACAUGGGCAGAUGCAUUGCGAAAGGCAAACUUCGAAUUCAACAGCGAAAUCAGGCGUACCAACACCACUGUGUCGCAUCUGGAAGGUGUACGACCCCUGGUUCUGACCGAUUGUCAGGUAUCUUCUCGGUCUGUAGACGACCGCAUGUACAAGAAAUUCGCUGGUCUGCCCCAGGCCCAGCCCCGAGGGCUCUGCUUCCUCACCAACGCAGAUCAGCCCAUCGGCGAUAGUACACUAAACACGAGUGAGGCUGCUGGCUCUGACCCAGGUGCAGCGGUCAUGGAUGUGUCGGGUACUAGUGCCCAACAAGCGCUGCCAGCCGAGACCGGAGAACUGGUUUACGUGCUGAGAGGCCUGCAGAAAUUCGGGGAAGAAAAGGAUGUGAGCGCAUACUUCUUAAAGGGCGCUGCGGCGGAAGUGACGGAUUUGGUAUUUAUGGAGAAGGCCAAUGGAGAAAAUGCCAAGAUAUCGGCGGUAACGGUUGACGGUGUGCUGGUGUGGAUGGUGGCCAGUAAAAACGUAACACUGAUUGCGACAGACUGUAAUUUCGAGGCCGAUAUUGAACAUGAGAUUUACAAGAACCUGCGAUUCACAUACACUCUGAAGAUAGCCCGGCAGUGGUACACCCAGCUUCGGCGUAUGAGCGCUCAGCAGAAGGAACAGUUAGUGCUGUAUCUCUGUACACAUAUGGCGACCCUGGUUGGAGAAGUUUUCCUUUCUGAUUCACAGCAUAUUGUGGAUAUGUCAUAUAUGGACCGAAGCGAGGCAGAAGGACAGUCGGUGCGCAGGCUGCAGUUCUAUGUUAUCGUAGACGUGAGGCCUGAAAGCGAAGGCCUCCUCUCAGUACAGUCGCCGGUGGCCGGUCUGGAGUUGCUGCAGCAGUGGGGUCUUGGGGUAGUACCGCAUGUUACACAAUGUGCUGUGUCGGACAAGGCGGCUGUGGAGGAGGCUUACAAUUCCGCUCGAUACCGAGAGAACUCUGAGGGUGCGGUGGUGUACGGUGUCUCCUCUACUGCCCAGAAUGGUGGGAAAACUACUUUUAUCUACAAAUAUAAGAAUACUUGGUAUGUCUAUUGGAGGGCCGUUCGAGAGCUAAUGCGCGCAAGAGCGCCAUUGUCUCGCUUACGAAAGCGAUUGAGCUCGGAAAUGUACCUGCCGCAUCCCAACAUCGAUGCGUUUGUGCAGGAGGCCUCCGAGUUCUAUGCGUAUUGCAGGUAUCGGGUGGAAGUGGAGAAGUCCUCCACGUGGGAAAAGGUGUUUGCUUUUUGGUAUGAUUGUAUGAACUCGUUUAAGAGUGCGUCAGCCGAGCAUAUAGCAACCGCGCUGCGCUGGUUGGAGACUGAAAUGCCGAUCGGAAAACCGCAACUGCAAGUGGCUAUGAUGGGCAUACCGGGCACAGGUAAGUCGACACAGGCCCGCGCGUUGAGCACCCUUCUUGCGUUACCAUGGGUCAACCAAGACGAGCUCAACAUGAAAGCGAGCAGAUACCACUCAGCCCUCACCGAUACAACCCAGCGGAAGGUGCCGCAGGGUGUCAUAGCGGACAAGUGCCACCACAAUUUUAACGUCCGCAACGGGAUGCGACGAGCGCUGAAAAGCAUAAUGUCUCUGGUGUAUAUCGUGUUCCUGCACCCAGACGACCUAGACUCGCCUAACAUCGAUCACACCCUUGCCGUUGCACGGGAACGUAUUGAGAAACGUGAAUUCGGACACAGAACCUUAUUUGAAGGACCUAUAUUAAAUCAAGCGUUUGCGCGUUUCGAAAGUGAAUGGACACCCCUAUCUCAGCAGGAGCGAAACGAAGCGGUUGCCGUGAUCAACGUAAGCAUUCUAUUGAAUCCAACGGAGGCGUGUAAGUUAAUACUGACAGAGCUGGCUAACGCACAGUUGCUUGAACGUGACAUCCCGGAUGAUAGCGAAGUGGCCUCGGCCCUGGCGCAGGCGAAAGAGUUCGAGGCUAAACUGAAUGACCAGAACUGUGAGCACACGACCACUCUGACGUGGUCCCUGCAAAUAUCAGAGUCCGGGCAAAAUCUGAUACGGACUAUUGCAUGGCCACGCCUUGAAAGUAGUACAGCCUCUUCAACUCCCGCAACCGAGUCUCCCAUGCAGACUGCCACAUCCGCCGAUGCCCUACCGGUGGAGCGGUACUGUAUACAGCCCUCAUUCCAUGUGACCUUGUUGUUUAUGACGAAUGACGUAUCACCUGCGCUUGAGGAGAGGGAUAAUCACCUGCUGCAAAGGUCGGGUUCUAAGGUAUCGAUUGCCUGCUCAAGGAUAUCGUACUCGUCCAAGGCCGCAGCCUUAAUCGUAGACCCCGAGUCAAUGCCUGAGUGGCUAAGAGAGUGUGCAGAACCCCCAAUGCAUGUCACUCUGGCCGUGGGAUACAAUCCCAAAAAUGGCCACAAAUACCCCCCUGUCGAGGCUAGAAAGCUGUUAACGGGGAGUGUUGGCGAAGGGACCACACCCAGCGAUACUGUAAAGUCUAUUGAGCUUCCAGAGCCCAUAGUAUUGGAAGGAAUCGUCACUCGGAAAGCAAAACUUCGCGGCACCGGUGGCGGCGCGAACAAGCGACAGAAGAAAUAA
Sphaeroforma arctica JP610 is the source of this 2962-nucleotide messenger RNA. RefSeq lists its product as hypothetical. Gene Ontology annotation, molecular function: RNA ligase (ATP) activity. NCBI's taxonomy places the organism in Eukaryota, Ichthyosporea, Ichthyophonida. The transcript has 9 exons. Gene Ontology annotation, biological process: tRNA splicing, via endonucleolytic cleavage and ligation. The record is from RefSeq and is a predicted model, not a curated record. The coding region runs from base 320 to 2962 and encodes 880 amino acids. Gene Ontology annotation, cellular component: nuclear inner membrane.